Messenger RNA from Porites lobata, 2009 nucleotides. Lineage: Eukaryota; Metazoa; Cnidaria; Anthozoa; Scleractinia; Poritidae. The record is from the annotation of a GenBank genome assembly.
AUGAAUUUUACUGUUGGCGAAAUCGUCGAAGCCGUCGAUGAAUUUGGCGUAUGGGCAAGUGCGCGGAUUAUUGAAAACAGAGGUGAUUCCGUGGUUGUUACGUUUCCCCAGUGGAAGUCCGAUUGGGACCGAGAAAUUACUAGUACCUGCGAAGUAAGAAAGAGGUCGAUCGAAGAAGUGUUGGUUCCUCGCAGUCUUGCCAGUCAUAAGGUAAGUUGAAGCUCAUUUCUCGGUUUCUAGCUACAAUUGUAGUUUUGAUCUCUUUCCGAUCACCUCGUACUUUUACGCGUGACUCGUUUUAAUAAUUGUUGUAACAUUCCUAGAGUCCCAAUUUAAAGAAGCUUAUGGCUGGAGACACAGUUUAUUUAGCCGGAAAAGAUGUCACAGUUUGCUUGUGCGAUCCCAUUCGAAAAACGGUAAGUUUGUGUUUCGUUUUUAAGGUCAACAUCUAUAUUCUCCUUACAUAUUUCCACCUACGUCCUUUAGUGCUAGUUUAGAGAGAAUUAAAAAAACGGUGUGAUGUGAAGCACCUGAAAGCAAAUCUUAAGUUUGUGAUUUUACAAAUCAAUACUUGUGUUGGAACUAAAAAGUAUGCUACUAGACUUAAACUAACCCUAGACUUGAGAUUAUAGUUAGAUUACUUUGUUAUUGGGUUGAUCUGAAAAAUUUCUUUUGGUUUCUGGCCUGACAUGGAAUCUACAUGUAAAGUUCAUUAAGAUUAAAAUUUGCCCUGGGAAAACUGAAUUAAGGGCCAAGUAUCAGUGGUGGGAAAGGUAUGAUAAAUAAUGAGACCCCUGUUGGGGAGGCCCCAUAUUCCUAGUCUGAAUCCUGUCGAUGUGUUAUGGUCAUUUACCAAUGCUUUGUGUUGGUGUCUGUACUUGUCAAACAAAUAUUUAUCUUGUCAAAAUCAUUUUCUUUUUAGCUUUUGUAGCUACUUGUUGGAAAGAGACUUAUCUUCAAUGCCUUUUUUUAUUUUACUGGUGACUCCCAUGUCUGUAAAUAUUAAAUAAACACAUUGAAAAUAAUAUGCAAACAAGCUUAUAAUAAUUUUUUUAAAAACUUUUCUUUGUCUUCAGGUAACUGUCAAGCUGAGUGAUGCCACCGUCCAAACUGUCAAUGUGUGGGAAUUAGAGUCAUCAAGGAAGGCUGAUGAACAAGCAGCAAAUCCAAGGAAAAGAAAGAGAAGAGAUCUUUCCGGGCUGGACCAGCAGCAGCCAGAACCACAGCAGCCAGUUCCGCAACAUCCAGAACCACAGCAACCAACAGCUACCGAAAAUGGUUCUGUGGAGUUUUGUUUUCAUGUAACAUCCAAUGGCACUUUAAUUAGAAUCGGUUCAUUUUAUACUCUGGGCUUUUCAGGAAAUUCAAUUUUUGUUUGCAGUAGUAUUUCAAGGGAGACCAAUCAAUUUAGUUUUAAGUUUUUACUUUGUUCUUUUGUCAGUAAUAAGGUUGAUGAAUUAAUCCAGGGUGUUGCUUGCAGCAUCACAGAUCCCCAACAAAUUUCACCAUGUUCAGACGUUACUUGUAGUUCAAAAAUCAAAAGUUUUGUGGAUAAGAUCAUUUGUGAGGGCUGGGAAAGGAUGUUCAAUUGUCAAAGGAACAACAUAGGGAAUAUUUCUUACAUGUUAGACCUAAGAAAGAGUUGCUUAGCAAGUCAAAUGCGUCAAGGUGUAUGGUCUGGAAUUUCACGCAGCGCCACGCAUCCUGCACAGCCAAUUCACUUGGGCAUAUUUGAUCCUCUGCUUGACACUAAGAUCUUUGGUCUUUCAAGCAAAAAUCAGUUUCAACUGCUCUACAAAGGAAAAGAUAUUUCCCAGCUAGACGCUUUGCUUGGUGCACUAUGGGAUGUAAAGAUUUUAGAGCCAAGCAAUCCCCAGUCUCAUUUUAAGUAUGUUUGUCAGGUCAGGGUUUUUGUGCACAAGCCAUCUAUGAGCUUGCGUUUUAAUUUUUCCUACUCAGAGUCAAAUGUUCCAUUUACUCCAACCUAUAGAAACAGGUGUAUUUAUUAG